AUGGCGACGCUUGAAAACGAGAGCGUCAAGCUCAGCGACGGUCGCACACUGUCCUAUGCCAUAUAUGGCAGCCCCGUUCCCCGCAAAACGAUCAUCUACAUGCAUGGAUUUCCUUCCUCGCGCUUCGAAGGCAAGAUAUGGCACUCGGCAUGCACCAAACAUAGCGUACGCCUCAUCGCGCCGGACCGCCCUGGCAGCGGCUUCUCAACCUUCCAGAAAGCCCGCUCCAUACUCGACUGGCCCACCGACGUCAUCGCGCUAGCCGACCAGCUCAAGAUACAUGAAUUUUACGUGUUAGGAGUAUCUGGCGGCGGACCAUACGCGCUGGCCUGUCUCAAGACUAUCCCGAAAGAGAGACUCCUCGGCGUGACGGUAGCCAGCGGCAUAUGUCCCCUCAAAUUCGGUACAGCGGGAAUGCCGGUACCAACUCGUUUCCUGUUUUGGGCCGCGCCAUGGGCUACGGGCCUCACAUCUUUCUUCUUCGACAACACAAUGGGCAAGGCAGCACGGGACAAGGACCCCAAGGUACUCGAAGAUCUCAUGAGCAAUGAGCCCUUCAAGCGACAUCCCGGCGACGUUCUGGCCGUCAAGGAUCCCGCCAACUGGCCUACCUUUGUCGCCAUGACGAGGGGAAGUUUCGCGAAGAGUGGCGAGGGUGCAUCAUGGGAGGCGAAACUGUACGGAACCGAAUGGGGUUUCGAGCCAGAACACCUCACUGUCGUGGACGAUGGGGUGCCGCUUACACUGUGGCACGGAACGGAAGACAUGAACGUUCCGGUGAGUAUGGCAAAGAAGACGAAGGACAUGAUCUCUGGCAGCAUCCUGCACCUCAAGCAGGGCGAUGGCCAUAUGGACUACGUAUUCAGAGAUGCUGAUGAGAUUCUUGGCGAUCUUGUUGAGGAGCAGGAAACUGAGCAGUACGUGACUGUCAGUAGCCCAAUCAGCGUGUAG
Molecule: messenger RNA, 951 nt
Organism: Parastagonospora nodorum SN15
Lineage: Eukaryota; Fungi; Ascomycota; Dothideomycetes; Pleosporales; Phaeosphaeriaceae
Exons: 1
Coding region: 1-951 (316 amino acids)
Source: RefSeq, a predicted model, not a curated record